AUGUCGUUUAGAGGAAUUUAUAUUUUUGUGUAUUCAAUUAUUCGAGGAUUUGAUUGUAUAGAAAAUUACACCUUCAAAAUUAAUGAUCCGUAUCAUGAAGAACUGAUUACUUUUACAACAACAACAACAACAACAGCAGCAGCAACAACAACAACAACACAACAACAACAACAACAACAACAACAACAACAACAGCAACGACAACAGCAACAGCAACAACAACAGCAGCAACAACAACAACAGCAGCAACACAACAGCAACAACAACAACAGCAACAACAACGACAGCACAACAACAACACAACAGCAGCAACAACAACAACAAAAUUUCUUCAUACUGUUACCACCUGGACAAAUUCUUCGUUUCAAGCAUUUAUGCUGUUUGGGUCAUAAUUCUAGUUGUAUCACAGCAGAUGAUACAAUUGCUAAACUACCUAUAAAAUUUCAUCAUCAUCAUCAUCAUCAACGGUUAAAGAAGGAACAAAGGAAUAAAUGGCAAGAUCCUAUUUUCGAUACUAGAAAAAUGAAACGAAAUGAUAAAUUGAUGUUACGAAAUUUGAUUCAAUUAGAUGAUCGUAUGAAAGUUGAAGCGGUCAAUAAUCAUGGUAAUAAUUUACCUCAGGAUUAUUUAAAUAAACCUGAAAAACAAUCUCAAACAAUAAAUCAUCAGCCUAUAUUACCAUUUCUUCGUUAUGAACUCAUUUUCGGUCAACCAUUUUAUUCAAAAGAACAGCAACCGGAGACAACACAAUAUCAUCAACGUCACAAACUUAUACGAUAUUCAUUAUUAAAUCAACAUAUGCCAUUAACAAUAAAGAAUUCGCGGGGUAUCGAAUGGUCAAAUGAUGCAACAAAAUUAGCACUUCUGGAAAAUACCGUUGUUUCCGAUCAUUUAUGCUAUUGUGAUGAGAAAUGUGUAAUAUUUCAGGAUUGUUGCAUCGAUUAUUCAUUUACUUGUCCACCAUCUGAUUGUAUUGUUAGCAAAUGGUCAACUUGGUCAAAUUGUAUUCCGGAUCAAGGUAAUUGUAAAGCUGGUGUACAAACUCGAAGACGUAUCAUUGAUAGAGAACCGAAGCAUGGUGGAAUGGAAUGUCCAUCAUUGAUCGAAAAAAUGAGUUGCUACAAAGAAUGUCCACAAAAUAGUAAACGAAAUUAUCAACCAAGAAUUACACCUGUAGCACUUAUCCUGGAUUAUUCAUACAACAAAACACGAGAGAAAUUCAAUGCUGACGAUAUUCAGAAGAAUACAAUUGAUAAGAGAAACAAAUUACUUUACUAUUGUGGAAUUUAUGAAUUGGGUUGGGUAAAUUCGAAUUGCAUUGAUAAGAAAAUUGCUAUCAAACUUUAUACGGGCAAUAACAUCUGUGUGGAAUGUCAACCAGAAGCGCAAUUGCAUAGCAAUAAUAAUACAUGCACAUCUGAUGUAAAUGAUGGAGAAGAUGGAUUCUGGAAAUUAAUCGGACCAAAAUCAUGCAAUGGUAUCUGGAAACGAUUAUUCAGAGUGGAUAAUUGCCGUUGUGAAAUAGAUUUUUCGAAGCAUGAUGCAUUUUUAUUUGUUUAA
Messenger RNA from Cercopithifilaria johnstoni, 1560 nucleotides. The record is from the annotation of a GenBank genome assembly. Lineage: Eukaryota; Metazoa; Nematoda; Chromadorea; Rhabditida; Onchocercidae.